UCGUUUCACUUCCGCUUUGACCAUUUCAGCGAAGACACACCACAGUCGAGCAAAAUCAUGGCUGGAAUGGAAUUUGAGUACGACGAAGAAGGAAGCACCUUCUAUUACUUCUUACUAUCUUUUUGGGCACUCAUUAUCAUACCUGCAACAUACUACGGCUGGCCAAGACGGCUUACUGAAGAUGAGAAAGAACGGACCAGAAGAGAAUGUCACUGUACACCAUGUGAUGCAAAACGUCAAAGAGUUCAAGCAAAGACAUCAUGGGUAAAGACCAGGCGCAGACUUGUGCAAUUUCUGUUAAUAUUUGGCUGGGUGAUAUUUUUCUUAUUGGCGUACAAGGUAUCCAUGAUUCAAGUGGACUACACGGAGUAUGAUCCAUUCCAGAUCCUUCAGAUUGACAGGGGUGCAAGUGACCGUGAAAUAAAGAAAGCAUACAGAAAACUCAGUUUACAGUAUCAUCCUGACAAAGAGACGGGGGAUAGUAAAAUGUUCAUGAAAGUUGCCAAAGCUUAUGCUGCGUUGACUGAUGAAGAAUCAAGGAAGAACUGGGAAGAACAUGGCAAUCCUGAUGGGCCAGGAGUGACCCGGUUUGGCAUAGGUUUACCUAGAUGGCUUGUAGAAAAGGAAAAUUCCAUGUGGGUGUUGAUGGUCUAUAUUGUUCUUUUCAUGGUUAUCAUGCCUGUGGUUGUGGGUGUUUGGUGGUACAGAUCUAUCAAGUUCAGCAAGGACCAGGUCCUCUUGAACACUUCCAGGCUUUACCUGUACUUCUUUAGUAAAAACCCACAGAUGAUCCUGAAAAAGGUUAUAAUGGUACUAGGAGCAUCAUUUGAGUUUGACAAGUCUAACAACCCAGAAAUUAAUGAACGACCCAGUGAUAAUGAAGAAGUGCCCCAGCUAAUGAAACAGUUACCUAACUUGGACGAGAAGAACAAGGAGCGCCCUCUGUGUUUUGGCUACAGUGUGAAAGCCAGGGCAUUACUACAUGCACAUUUUGCAAGACUCCAGUUACCCCCUAAUUCACUGGAAGAAGAUCGCAAGUAUAUUUUGAAGAAAUGUCCAGCACUUAUCAAUGAAAUGAUCAACAUUAUAUCACAGCUUGUUGCUAGUGCAAUGGCAAGACAAA
Molecule: messenger RNA, 1123 nt
Organism: Mercenaria mercenaria
Lineage: Eukaryota; Metazoa; Mollusca; Bivalvia; Venerida; Veneridae
Product: translocation protein SEC63 homolog
Exons: 11
Biological process (GO): post-translational protein targeting to endoplasmic reticulum membrane; SRP-dependent cotranslational protein targeting to membrane
Cellular component (GO): Sec62/Sec63 complex
Molecular function (GO): RNA binding; transmembrane protein transporter activity
Source: RefSeq, a predicted model, not a curated record